Molecule: messenger RNA, 1917 nt
Organism: Ciona intestinalis (vase tunicate)
Lineage: Eukaryota; Metazoa; Chordata; Ascidiacea; Phlebobranchia; Cionidae
Source: RefSeq
UUUUUAUCUUUAUGUUUUUAACUUAAUAUGUUAAUUUGUUAAAGUUUUUAAAUCAACUAAAACUAUGGGUAGGAAGAAAAUUCAAAUUUCAAGAAUCGGAGAUGAACGUAACAGACAGGUCACGUUCACCAAGCGUAAGUUUGGUUUAAUGAAGAAAGCUUAUGAGUUGUCGGUGUUGUGCGACUGUGAGAUCGCCCUCAUCAUAUUCAACAGCUCCAAUAAGUUGUUCCAAUACGCAAGCACAGAUAUGGACAAGGUUUUGCUCAAAUAUACAGAAUACAACGAACCACAUGAAAGUAGAACCAAUGCUGAUAUUAUUGAGAUGUUGAAUAAGAAGGACAACAAGAACUGUGACAGCCCAGAUGUCGACCACCAAGCUCAACUACCAACCCCUGGCACCUUGCAAAGAUACGAAACAAUCAACAAACAGUUUGACGACAUGAUUAACAGCAUGAGGCCCCCCCCACAGCAGGACUUUUCAUCAAUGCCCGUCACGGUCCCAGUCACAGGAAUUCACCCCCUACAUGGUUACCCCUCUCCCAUAGGAAUGCACCAGAUACAACAUGAACAAGUCAACGACCCCAACCUACUUUACCCUCAUCACCCACCCAACCGGCGCAGCCCCCUACCCAAGAGCCCCCUCGCACGUGGACACAGCCCCAGCCGGUCACCCUCAGGACAAAUGUACAGCCCAGAGGUUAGCAUGAUAUCUGAUACACCUUCACCUGGAGGCAAUGGGUACAGCGGGGGUAACCAGCCCCCGCCCCCCCAACAGCGGGGUCCAUCACCCCACAUGGAUAGGACUUCCCCCAUGCCCCACAAACCCAUGCAACAAAGUCCCACUUCACCCGCACGGGGUCAUCGACCGGGGUUGCAUGUGGUGAUUCCCCCAUCGAGGAAUAUGCCAGGGAUGGAUGGGGGUAACGAUCAACUGUCGACGCCGGUAGUUAGCCUCGCUACUCCGAAUAUCAUCCAACAAUAUCAACACGCACCACAAACAUCUUAUAACCCGGUCGACUACCAAGUAUUAGCGGGGGGUGAGGUCACGGGGUUCGCUUCCCCGGGGUCACUUCUGCAGAACUGGCCCCACCAAUCCCCAUUUCCCCAACCCCUAACCACCCCCCAACAUCUACUGCCACACCCAAGUUUGAUGACUCAGCAAGUCCCGAUGAUUCGAAUAAAGCGCGAACCAGAGACGGAAGCUUCGCCCGACAAAGAUCCGGAUCAACGACCGGCUGCUGGAAGGUCACCCAUGGAGGUGAUGUCACCUUACGAGAUGCGGAUGGACGAUCGUUCGAUGAUGGUGGAGAACGGUGGUAAUCUUCCCGUGAAACGACAACGAGUUGAAUCUGGUCCCAAUGCCUCGCCCACGUGGACUACAUGAUGACGUCAUAAAACGACGUCAAAAAUGACGUCAAAAAAUGACGUCACGAACGACGUCACAGCUCCAGUGAUUGUUCCAAAAUAGCUGCCAGUGGCCCCGAUGUUGCGUAGGGUGAUGGCAUAUUCUGUAUAUAGGGGAACCCCCACGCCAAGUUCCGCGCCAAACACCCAACACGACCACGAUGUAAAAUUUUAAUCCAACUUUUGAGAUUAUCGUUUUUUCUCUCGUUUUUAACCGAAAAAAAUAUUUUCUUUGUCGUUAUAGACAAUUUAUUCAUAUUGUUGAUCAUGAACUGAGUAUCGCAGCAUUAUAGAAAUGUUAUAUCAUUUUCAUGGAAACAGCAUUAACGAAUUUGUUUGCCUUCUUUUAAAACUCAUUGUGGUGAUGUUAUGACGUCACAAUAAUCAAAUAUUACGUAACAAUCACGGCUGCCUAUGACUAAGCAUUGUUUGAAUUAUCGGCCACGCGAUGCCGCUGUUGUUCAUUGUGUGACGUCAUAAUUACGAAAAUAAAUCCAAAUCUGGAAGCUUAAA